UCAUCCAAACUUCCAAUUCUAAAUUCCAGCGGCUCGAAUAUCACUCAGAACAGAAGACAGAGUUAAUGACUGACUGUUAUACCGUUAUAAAAUGGGACCGAGUUGAACGGAGAUUUUCUGUUUGAAAUCCGCAAAAGACAUUAGGAUGGGGCUUCUUGACUUUCUUUGAGUGAAGAUAAUAGAGGCAACCCCCCUGCGGUCCAAACGGUGAAGAGUUAUUUUAAGAGUUCUAUAUGGAUGGAUUGUGAAAGGACUCAUUGGUAGCCUGAUGCAGUGAAACAUGUAGUUUAUCAACUCUGUGUCAACUUCCAUCGGUGUUUUAACGAUGAUUGCGGCUUUCAUUCCGGAAUCUGUUCGUUAUUUCAAUGCACCACAAACUCUCACCAGAGUUUCCUGCUCUUGGUUCCGUGGUGGUUUUAUCAGCAGAAAGCCACAGAGAGCCGAGCAGGGAGGUUGUCCUGCUACAGCCUGCCGGAGUGAAGAGUAGCUGUCUGGAAUUGUUAGUUCAGAAGACUAGUGAUCCUACAGCGGCAUCAGGACGAGACGGUGGUAGAGCGACACAAACAAAGGCUGGAUGACGCAUUACAUCGGGUAGCAUACCUGCGCAUGGGAUUUGACUUUGUAUGUUGCUUCCUUGAUUCAACUGAUAUUUUAAUUGCAUUAUCAGAUCCCGUCAGUUGUGCGCCAUGGCGGAGGUUGGGGGCUUUCUAGGGACACUCGACUUGGAUUUACAGAGUUUCCCCGCACUAGGAAGUAUGCCCUUGGCAGAGGCGCCAGCGGGGUUACUGGAUGAGAGGCUGGGACAGAUCGAGGGGAGGUUACAGCGAGGCUCGCUGACGGAUUUCGAGCACCUUAAAGGGAUUCUGCGGCGGAGGCAGCUGUACUGUCGAACCGGAUUCCAGCUGGAGAUAUUCCCCAACGGGACCGUGUACGGGACAAGACAGGACCACAGCAGAUUCGGUAUCCUAGAGUUCAUCAGUCUGGCUGUAGGGCUGGUCAGUAUUAGAGGAGUGGACGCAGGACUCUACCUGGGCAUGAACGAGAGAGGAGAGCUCUAUGGGUCGAAGAAGUUAACAGCGGAGUGCGUGUUCAGAGAGCAGUUUGAGGAGAAUUGGUACAACACAUACGCCUCUACGCUCUACAAACACACCGACACCGGACGUUUCUACUACGUAGCGCUCAACAAGGACGGCUCGCCACGGGAGGGGGGGAGGACGAAGAAACACCAGAAACUAACGCACUUCCUGCCUCGGCCUGUGGAGAUAGAGAAGAUCCCCCAGGCUUACAGAGAUCUGUUCCAAUACAGGUGACCAGGGCUGAGCCUGGGAGAGAGGGAUGAGGAGGAGGAAAGGGAGGAGAGAGGUGGAUGUUUGGCACUAAGGACAGGACUCAGUACUCCCACUGACCUCGCUCCCCUGUCUCCAGCCCCCAACAAAGGUGUUUAUGUAUUGUCCUUCCAGCCCCCCCAAAAACCCUCCUGUUCCUCCGAGGACCAACGACCAGAGAGAUAAACAUAGCUUGUGUUGCUGGACAUUAACUUUCUAAAAGGGCUGUUUGACCUCAGAGGGGUCAGAGCAGAGCAGUGGAAAUGCUCUUCUCUCCAGCCACUGAGGAGGAGGAGGGCGGGGGUCCUACUACAGGGAGGUGUCAUUAGGCCCAUAAGACCUCACCCUGGAGGAGAGCACAGAGUCAAGCGGAGGAGAUAAUCUCUUCACUAAACGGAUAGGAGAGAGAGAUGGAGGGAGAGAGACUGGACUGGCGUCAGGCCUGUAUGACUGCCUAACCCACCCUGGGAUAACCGCAGGUUAAAACCACCUAAAGAAGACAAAGACUUUUCCUGAUGAGAACCACUUUUAUACAUAAUAAGAUAAUUAACCAGCAUUCACUGCAAAUAUAAAAAGGGUUUGGGGUUAGUCCUCAUCAGUUCGAGUAGGGGGUCUGAGGACUAGUAAUGAACAAGUCAUGGAAAGUUGAUCAGACUAGCUGAGAUGACCAGUGGACACUACUCUAGCCAAGCCAUUCACCACAGCAACCAGAGAACUCCAGGGAGCGAGGGAGGGAUUGACCAAUGGAAGUUGAGAGAAUGUCAGAAUGUUCUAAAGCAACGUGUAGAGAGAACUCAUCUUCUGACUAGUCAUUGUGAUGUCAGUGUUCUAAAUCAACGUGUAGAGAACUCAUCUUCUGACUAGUCAUUGUGAUGUCAGUGUUCUAAAUCAACGUGUAGAGAACUCAUCUUCUGACUAGUCAUUGUGAUGUCAGAGUGUUCUAAAUCAACGUGUAGAGAACUCAUCUUCUGACUAGUCAUUGUGAUGUCAGUGUUCUAAAUCAACGUGUAGAGAACUCAUCUUCUGACUAGUCAUUGUGAUGUCAGUGUUCUAAAUCAACGUGUAGAGAACUCAUCUUCUGACUAGUCAUUGUGAUGUCAAGAGUGUUCUAAAUCAACGUGUAGAGAACUCAUCUUCUGGCUAGUCAUUGUGAUGUCAGGGCUGAGCUGGGACAGAGAGAGAGAGUACACUACUACCUAGUAUGUAUAUGUGAUGGAGACAGAUUGGCCAUGAGGGAGUAUCCAGGUGAAACAGGGUUGGCAGAACUUGGCACAUAAGUGAUAUGAUCAAUGUAAAGAGAUGUGAUACAUGUAAAACUUAUUGACUAUGUGAUAAAUGUAA
This is a messenger RNA of Oncorhynchus kisutch (coho salmon), 2666 nucleotides long. It is a transcript of the gene fgf16, whose product is annotated as fibroblast growth factor 16. Gene Ontology annotation, molecular function: growth factor activity. Bases 687 to 1310 code for a protein of 207 amino acids. Lineage: Eukaryota; Metazoa; Chordata; Actinopteri; Salmoniformes; Salmonidae. The transcript is spliced from 3 exons. The record is from RefSeq and is a predicted model, not a curated record.